CCUAAUCAACUGAAUUAUGAUAAUUUUGUUUUUGCUGGGAUGCAAUUUAAAUAUACUCUUUUUGUAAGGGUAUCUGAUGGAGGCACCCCAGAAUUAUCAACUAUGAUUACAAUUAUUGUACGGGUGACUCGUGUAAAUGAAUUAAAUCCAAUUGGUAACAUGCCAGCUUUUACCUUCAGUGUACCUGAAAACAGCAGGAUGGACACUCUAAUUGGGAAAGUUGUAUUUACAGAUGCAGACUGGCCAUUUAAUAAUAUAAAAUAUGCAAUUGAUGGAAGCAAUCUUGGGACACCUUCCAAAUUUUACAUCGAACCAAACACAGGAAUGAUAAAGCUGUUGGAUUCAUUAGACAGGGAGGUUCAAGCCCAGUACAAGUUAGUAGUAAGAGUAACAGACAUGGACAAUGACAUUCAACCUGAUCCACUCAGACAAAAAAGUAGUUCUGUUCUUGUGACCAUCAAUGUUCUGAAUAUAAAUGAUGAACCUCCUAUCUGCAAUCCACCAUAUUUGGAAAAGAUUAUUUAUGCUGCAACUAAAAUACCCUUCCUUCAGCUGAAUUGUUCUGACAAAGAUUCUUCUCAUAAAGAGCUCAGCUAUUCAAUUAUAAGAGGAAAUAUAAAUAACUGGUUCAUACUAGAGAGACCGGGUGUUGAUCCUCCUUAUUUGGCCAUCACUAAGAAUUUCCAAUAUGAUGUGUUUCGAGAGAUUCAAGAUCCCACUACUUUCCAGCUACUUAUUGAGGUUACUGAUGAAUUAGGUGGGAAUAAAGCUAGUCAGCUGUCCACCACAACAACUGUAAUAAUUCAUAUGUGGCCCUGGACCACUACUCAACCAACUAUAGCCACAAAAACAACAAUUACAACAACAAUGACUACAUCUAUAUUAAUGAGAAUUUCAUAUUACUGGACCCCUGAUAAUUGGAUUUCCGCAGUGAUAACUAUAACAAGUGUCCUUUUUUUGAUGUGUGUCUAUGCUGUGGCAUGGUGUCUCUUCAAAGAUGCUUCAGGAUGUUCAAGAUUCUUCCCCAAUUGUUACCAGCAUCAAAUGAGACAGCCAAGUGUUAGUACUAAGGAAAUCAUCGAGAUGCCCAGGAAUGCGGACUCAUUUAACAGUCAACAAAAGUCAAAUGCAAAGCCAACAUUACUUCCUGGAAAUGAAAAUAUAGCAACAGUUUAUGAUGGACGUGCAAUUGAUCCUGGUGUCUUUUCUCUGAAUUUCAAUGCUCAGAUUUUUGAAACUAUUAUCGUCACCUAA
This is a messenger RNA of Sarcophilus harrisii (Tasmanian devil), 1254 nucleotides long. RefSeq names its product cadherin-related family member 4-like. The record is from RefSeq and is a predicted model, not a curated record. Gene Ontology annotation, biological process: homophilic cell-cell adhesion. The transcript is spliced from 10 exons. Gene Ontology annotation, molecular function: calcium ion binding. Gene Ontology annotation, cellular component: membrane. NCBI's taxonomy places the organism in Eukaryota, Metazoa, Chordata, Mammalia, Dasyuromorphia, Dasyuridae. Bases 40 to 1254 code for a protein of 404 amino acids.